UUCAGCUCUCAGCAACUGAUGCACAGACAGCUGCUGUUUCUCCUUUCCCCUCCUCUCGCUCCCCUUACUUUUCAUUUCUCCCCUACACUGCCUCCAUUCUUCCCCUCUGUACUUUCCCCUUCCUUCCAUCUACUUUGUCAUUCUGAUACGUAUUUUUCCUCAGGCGGAUAAAAAGGCAGGUCCUGUUGGAGGGAGAGGGCUUGUGUAAUCUCUGACUGCACAUGAGCACCAGAGAGUUAUUACUUCAGCUGGAAAAGCAACAUAUCAGAGGACGGCACUAACGCCUAAAGGACAAACUUUGGAAUUGGGAGAGGAAGAAGGAAUACCUCUGUGGCAGACAGAGAGAGAUAAAGAGAGGAGACAGUUUGGAGUAGGGGUGCAGGACAGAGACCAUGCCGGGCUCUGUGCUGCUGCUGCUGCUGCUGUCCCUGUUGGUCCUGUCCACAGGAAGUGAUGCCAGAAGAAUCAGGAAAAGAGGACUCAAUCAUAAGGACUACGAGUACCCAAACCACCCUCAGUCAACACAGCACCAGAAGAACGACCGGUGUCCUCCACCACCCCAGAUGCUUCCGGAGAGAGCCUGUGAGGUGCCGGGCUGUCGCUCAGAUUCUGAGUGUGAGCGACACAAACGGUGCUGCUACAAUGGCUGCAUCUACGCCUGCCUGGAGUCCGUCCAGCCGCCUCCAGUGUUGGACUGGUUGGUGCAGCCCAAGCCUCGGUGGUUGGGGGGUAACGGCUGGCUGCUGGACGGUCCUGAGGAGGUCCUGCAGGCUGAGGCCUGCAGUACAACAGAGGACGGAGAUGAGCCUCUUCACUGUCCGACAGGCUACGAGUGCCACAUCAUCAACCAAGGAAACCCUGCUGCGGGCAUCCCCAACAGAGGACAGUGCAUCAAGCAACGCGGCAACUCUGAUGGACGCGGUCUGAGACACAAAUACUACAAGGACUACAAGGACUACUUGGGUAAGUGAGGUACCAGCUCUAACAAUGCAGUAGGCUAUGAAAAAAAUCAUCACAAGCACCUGCAGGGAUAAAGUACGUUUGAAUCCACAUCAAACCAUCAUUAAGUCUCCCUUUAGACACAGCCUUAUGUAUUUAUAAUGUAUGCCUCCAGAUCAACCCUGACCUCAGCCUCAGCAAUGACCAUAACACAACCUCAGACAUCAGCGCACUCCUCUUCGUCUGCUCUCGUCACACCUGAACCAGGAUCACAUCAAACCUUUUUUAUUAGCCAGAGCUACAGCGGCUACCUCUCUGUCACGCAGCCGGUGCUAUGUCACUCAAUCCUCUGGGAGACAACCUGAUGUACGCACAGAAAACAACCAAAGAAAUAAGUGCUUCAGAAGUGAGCAGGAUUCGCACCAAAGCUGUUUUCCAGUUCCUUUCCUUCGUUUUUUUAAAAGGACGCCAUGCCUUUUUAUAUAUAUUUUGUUGCGACUUUACAAUCCUCUCCCUCACUUCAGCUUGUUCUCAUCCUCACUCAUGAACACAUUCUGUACUGUUAAGGCCAGUCAGCAGAGAAAAUCAGGACCACCUGGCCCUUGUCUUGAUCCAUCUCUCUUGUUCUCAGAGACAGUGCUCAUAUAUCCUGACCUGGAAUCUGGAAAACUUCAGACAAAAAUAAGUCAAAUUCCAGCUGAAUUAUUGUGCAUAUUUAAAUGAGAUCCAAAUGUGGUUUUACAUCCUAACUAAUUACACUGACUGAAAGAAUCAAAUACCUAUUGGUGUUUGGAUUGGAUCUUAAAGGGUUCUAACAGCAAAGAGAUGCUACUAAAACAAGAUAAAGUAGUUUACUCAAGACACAGAUGUAGUGAUCCUUAGCUCACCUGCAAACAAGGAAAUUACAACAAAUGUAAAGAUAAAAACAACAGGGUAAGCUACCAGAGCUCAAGUGUUUGGUGCUGAGGAGCCUUAUUUGGGUGACUUGUCCUCUUAAAGGGACAGUUCAGUGUAAACAAAGUGGGGUUGUGUGAGGUAUGGACCUUUUUUCAAACAAAGGAGCGGACCAAUUACAAGUACCUCAUACAACCCCACUUCAACAACACUGAACUAUCCCUUUCAAUGUUGUCCGCAAUAUUUUUUCCCAAAAGUGAUGGAAACCAACAUCUACCUGUGCACUUUGAUUAUUCAGACGACCUUGAACAAUCACUUCUCAUGAUGUUUUCACAAACAUGAAAAAGGGUUUUGCACAGAGCAGAUAUUUUAAAUCGGUCAAAGGUCUUCUGGUGUAUCUCAACCAUACUAUGCUUUAGUGGACGGUUCAACUCGAGCUGUCUCUUCUCAAAUGGUGCUACGUUUCAUUGCUGCAGACAACAACAGAACAAUAAGCUGGUCUCAUAAUAAGCUGAAGGUGUGACAUUAAAGCUGUAACCAUUCUCUGUCUGCAGAGCUAAAGUGAUGUCUGAAUGUUGCCUUCUGACUGGUGCUCCAAUGUUCUCAUUAAAAUACAUUGUUGAAGUCUG
Notolabrus celidotus (New Zealand spotty) is the source of this 2462-nucleotide messenger RNA. RefSeq names its product WAP four-disulfide core domain 1 (gene wfdc1). The record is from RefSeq and is a predicted model, not a curated record. The transcript has 6 exons. Lineage: Eukaryota; Metazoa; Chordata; Actinopteri; Labriformes; Labridae. The coding region runs from base 393 to 971 and encodes 192 amino acids. Gene Ontology annotation, cellular component: extracellular region. Gene Ontology annotation, biological process: regulation of cell growth. Gene Ontology annotation, molecular function: peptidase inhibitor activity.